Molecule: messenger RNA, 618 nt
Organism: Heterostelium album PN500
Lineage: Eukaryota; Evosea; Eumycetozoa; Acytosteliales; Acytosteliaceae
Gene: mnd1
Product: meiotic nuclear division protein 1
Exons: 4
Coding region: 1-618 (205 amino acids)
Biological process (GO): reciprocal meiotic recombination
Molecular function (GO): double-stranded DNA binding
Source: RefSeq, a predicted model, not a curated record
AUGUCAACAAGAAAGAAAGGUUUAUCAGACGAGGAAAAGAAAGAAAAAUUAAAGAAAUUCUUUUAUGAUAGUUCUAAUGUAUACUCUUCAAAAGAUGUGGAAUCUGAGGCAAGUGAAGCAACUGGAAUACCAAUGAUAGCAGUAAGAGAGACUAUUAAAUUGAUGGUAGCAGAUGGAAUUGUACAAACAGAUAAACUAGGUGCAUCGACAUUCUAUUGGGCAUUCCCAUCAUUCGAGAGGAAUCAAGCAAAGAACAAAAACGAUGAACUCACAAAAGCGAUUGCUGACAUCAAAGAGAGAAUUGCAAGUGAAACAAAAAAGAAUGAAACUUUGAAACAAGAGAGAAUCGAAUCGGAUGAAAGAACAAAUAAUUUAGAAAGAAUCAAAGAGUUGGAAGCACAAUCAGUAAAGCUAAAUGAAGAGUUGGCUGGCUAUGCAGAUGUAGAGACAAUGGAAGAGAUGAAGAAAGAAUUGAAAAUUGCAGUCGAAGCUGUAAACAGAAACACCGAUAAUAUAGAUGCACUCAGAUCAUUCUGUGAUAAGAAAUGGGGGGUGGCCAAAGAAGAUUUUUAUAAGAACUUUCAAAUCGACCCAAAUAUGGAAUAUUUAGAAUAUUAA